UUUCUAAAAUAUCUCGGAGUUAGGAGAGAUACAUUGACCGCACGUGAGAGAUACUGACAUGGCUGGGGCACCUCCUGACAAGGUUGGCAAAGCAGCAGCCGGCUGUAAUUUCGUGGCCCAAGAUCAGAUUUGGAAGGACCAUGUCCAACACGAGGAGGAUGCGUCGAAGACCUGGCCAAGGAGUUGGGGCUUCCUUACCACGAAAUAUGAGGAUUUGGUGAAAGACGACUUUCCGGAUUGGGACAAAAAUAAGAAGACUGAGCCAAUGUUCCAAAUGAAACCAGUGACACCGAUCGAGGAUUACAUCCACGUGGAGCCUUCACCAAAACCCUUCCCUAAAACUACGGCACGUGAUAUCGGCUGGAGGUCUACAAACCCAACUAACAAACUGGAGAAAUACGGAAAGUACGCUAAACCUAAAGGAGGACUUAUCCGCCAACUUAACUGGCCCACAGAGGCCAUCAACUAAUGUAGGAUACAUAAUUUCAUAAAAGGUUAAUGAUGAACUUUGAGGGGGUCUACAACAUUUCUCGUCAGCCAGUGGUGGAAGGGUAGCCGAUCUCGGGAUACCUAUCGGAGAGGU
This is a messenger RNA of Ylistrum balloti, 583 nucleotides long. RefSeq lists its product as uncharacterized. Bases 59 to 469 code for a protein of 136 amino acids. Lineage: Eukaryota; Metazoa; Mollusca; Bivalvia; Pectinida; Pectinidae. The record is from RefSeq and is a predicted model, not a curated record. The transcript is spliced from 3 exons.